Messenger RNA from Gossypium arboreum, 1842 nucleotides. RefSeq names its product actin-related protein 6-like. The record is from RefSeq and is a predicted model, not a curated record. Bases 212 to 1429 code for a protein of 405 amino acids. Gene Ontology annotation, cellular component: Swr1 complex. Lineage: Eukaryota; Viridiplantae; Streptophyta; Magnoliopsida; Malvales; Malvaceae. The transcript is spliced from 7 exons. Gene Ontology annotation, molecular function: nucleosome binding.
CAGGUAGAAUAAAUCUGGAAAAUGAAGUUAAUUUUUUAUUAUUAUGAAUGAUAAGUAAGUAAAUUUGUUACUUUUAUAUGAUGAUUGAUGCUGAUGAAGUGAAGGGUAGCAGAAGAGCAGCAGCGGUCAUUUCCUUAAACGUUAAACCUCUCUUAAAAACCCCAACACCACCUGAAUCCAACAUUUGUCCGCAUCUCCACCAAUCCCCCAAAUGUCAAACGUUGUCGUACUGGACAACGGUGGUGGCUUCAUUAAAGCCGGCCAAGGAGGUGAACGCAAUCCCGCCGUCGUCAUCCCCAACUGCCUCUACCGCCCCCUUACCUCCAAGAAGUUCCUCCAUCCCACCACCACCUUCUCCUCCUCCCCCGAUGACCUAACCUCCGCCGCCAUUCGCCGCCCCAUCGACCGCGGCUACCUAAUCAACCCCGACCUCCAACGCGACAUCUGGUCCCACCUCUUCACCUCCCUCCUCCACGUCACCCCUUCCUCUUCUUCCCUCCUCUUAACCGAACCUCUCUUUUCCCUCCCUUCCAUCCAACGCUCCACCGACGAGCUCGUCUUCGAAGACUUCGGCUUCAGCUCUCUCGUCGUCGCCGAUUCCCCUUCCCUCGUCCACCUCUACGAGACCAGCUGCCGUCCAUGUGGCCUGGUUUCCGAGGCCCAGUGUAGUUUGGUGGUGGAUUGCGGCUUCUCUUUCACGCAAGCGGCGCCUGUAUUUCAGAACAUCACCUUGAAUUAUGGGGUGAAGAGAAUUGAUUUGGGUGGGAAAGCUUUGACUAAUUAUCUCAAGGAGUUGGUUUCCUAUCGGGCCAUUAAUGUCAUGGACGAGACUCUUCUAAUGGACGAUGUUAAAGAGAAGCUUUGCUUUGUUUCUCUUGAUGUUGAAAGAGAUCUCCAGUUUGCCAGGAAACAUGGAAAAGACAAUCUUUUUAGAUGUACUUAUGUCUUGCCUGAUGGUGUUACUCACACAAAGGGUUAUGUUAAAGACCCUGAAGCAGCUAAGAGGCAUCUUGCAUUGACUGAUGGGGCCUCUCCUUCAGAAGCUAUAGAAACAAAGAAUGAAACAGAUCAGUUGGGAGUUAUGGAUAAAACGGCAGAGAGGAAGAGAGUUGAUUUAACUAAAAAUGAGUUUGACUUAACAAACGAGCGGUUUCUUGUUCCUGAGAUGAUCUUCCAACCUGCAGAUUUGGGAAUGAAUGAGGCUGGACUAGCGGAAUGCAUUGUUAGAGCUGUCAAUGCCUGCCAUCCUUAUCUUCAUCCUGUACUUUACCAAAGCAUAAUAUUGACCGGUGGGAGCACAUUGUUUCCUAGAUUUGUUGAGAGACUAGAAAAGGAUCUCCGCCCUCUUGUCCCAGACGACUACCAAGUCAACAUAACAACACAAGAAGAGUGUGUGGCGAGGGGGUUCACUUCUAGCAUCCAGUCCUGACUAUGAAUUAAUGCGUGUGACUAAGGCAGAGUAUGAGGAGCUUGGAUCUGCACGAUGCCGGAGGAGAUUCUUUCGUUGAAUUCUCAAGAUCUUGAAGGUUUUUUGUCUCUACUAGAUCUAAAUGGCAUCUGUAUCUGGCAUAUAGGCUUAUAGAUUUGGUCAGUUUUUUUUUUUUUUUAAAUUUUGAGCCAAAUCAUGUCAGUUUAUUGAUACACGAGGCUGGAUGUUGCUGGGUAUCAAGUGCUCUUUCAAUGCUGAACAGCAUUCUUAAGUGAAAAGCUUUGGCGGCUGACCCAUGUUGUAAGAAACUUGAGCAUUUUUGUCAUGCUCGCUCAUCACCUGGUUUUGGUGAAUUUGCUAUAAUAUGGCUCCUAGAAUGUUAUUUCUUGUGGAGCAAGUAUCUUGGAGAUGAA